AUGAAGCCCGGACGCCUACCCAAACAACAACACACGCUAGAUGGCCAAGAUGCCCCGAUUCUUAGUGUCCGCAAGCCCAACUAUUUCGUGUUACCUGGUGCAGCCUUGCUCCAUCUUGUCAGAAAUGACCGACGGAGGAGAGACAGUCUCACAGAAUGCAUUAGCCCUAGCGCGUGUUUGUGCGACAAAAACAUUCCAAAUCGCAUGCCGCGAACCCACUGGCAAAGCUCAACGUCGCAUAUCUCAAGCUGCCUCGUGAUUCGCUCGGUCUUCUUUCGCAGCCCAGAAAACUCCAGUUGUCUAACGUACCAUCGGCAUCAGGCGGGCAAAUCAGACACAUCUGCAAACCGUGGGGAAAGCCGGGUCUUCGGUAAGGGAACGUUUCCUCUCACUGUGAGGUGCUGA
Molecule: messenger RNA, 405 nt
Organism: Colletotrichum higginsianum IMI 349063
Lineage: Eukaryota; Fungi; Ascomycota; Sordariomycetes; Glomerellales; Glomerellaceae
Exons: 2
Coding region: 1-405 (134 amino acids)
Source: RefSeq, a predicted model, not a curated record